This is a messenger RNA of Argentina anserina (silverweed cinquefoil), 2528 nucleotides long. Its product is annotated as nuclear pore complex protein NUP1. Gene Ontology annotation, biological process: nuclear membrane organization. NCBI's taxonomy places the organism in Eukaryota, Viridiplantae, Streptophyta, Magnoliopsida, Rosales, Rosaceae. Bases 66 to 2219 code for a protein of 717 amino acids. The transcript has 8 exons. Gene Ontology annotation, cellular component: nuclear envelope. The record is from RefSeq and is a predicted model, not a curated record.
AAAGCAAGUCAAAAGCGGCGCGCUUCGAAAGCUGACUCAUCAACCCCCCAAAAUUCUCUCUCUCCAUGGACAACGAAACGACGCCGUCCCGUGGCUUCUACGCCUCCGCCCGAGCCGCCGGCGCCGGAGGCAAAUUGAAGAAGCCGCCGUCGCGCAAGCCGCCGCCGACUCCUUACGCCCGCCCGCCGACGAACCUAGCCGAGCGGGGGAAGCGGCGCUGGCUCUCCAGCGUCGUUGAUCCGGCUUACCGCCUCAUCUCCGGCGGCGCCACCCGGCUGUUCACCUCCUUCUUCUCGCCGGCGAGUUCCGCCAAUGCUCUACCCGCGCCUAACGUCCGGCGUCACGAUGAUGAAGAAGAAGACGCAGAGAUUGAGCAGAAUGCCUCAGGAGUGGAGCACAAUGUUGAUCCAAAUAAUCGGGUGACCAGAACUGAAGAGGCAGGUCCUAGCAGAGCAGGAAAUAGCUCCAAUGAUGGUUCUGGUUUUCAAGGCCACAGUAGCAACCUUUCUGAUGAGAGUGGGCUUUCUGAGAUAGAACAGCUACUGAAGGGGAAACAGUUUUCUAGGGAUGAAGUCAAUCGCUUGAUGGAAAUUAUCCAAUCAAAGACUGUUGAGCUUCCUACUGUGGUGCACGGAAAGGAAAAGCUUGGCAAUACUGCUGGUGGAGAAGCCAAGGGGCCUGUAGUUAUUCAUACUGUUCCAAAGGUGUUAUCUCGAGAUACUCAGGAAGAAAGGAGUAAAGCUAUUUGGGGAACCUCAACUCAUCUUCCUCAGUCAUCUAGACGGGAGGAGGUUGGCGCUUCACCUAUUGAUAUUGCAAGAGCAUAUAUGGGAAGCAGAACAUCAGAUAUUGAUGACAGGGCAGUACUGCAUAGUAAUGAUAUUGCAUCAACCCCAUUCGUUCCAGCACCUUCCCCUAGACCAUCAACAUGUUGGCCUGGUUCCAUGGUACAAAAUCCGCGUGAUUAUUCAACCCCACAGAGUGAAAGAGGCAGAUUUGGCCUUCAUAAUUUUCCCAGAACCCCUUAUUCUAGAACUAUCUUUUCAAAAUCCAAGUCCAAGCGGUUCAGUCCAUUACAAGGUGGUGAUGAUAAGGCCCAGAGAACAUCAUCCACUCCUUUUAAACACCUGCAAACUCCUGUUUAUGGGCAGACUUCUGGGAAGCCAAGAGGUGAUGCAUUGAAUGGUGGUCAUGGAUCAUCAGUGGGACCAAUUCGCAGGACACGCCAUAAAGUUGCUGUACAAACUCCUCCGAGAGGAAGUCCUUAUGUUCAUUCAUCUUCCAUUGAAACUCCUCAGGUGGUAAAUUCCCACGUCCGUAAAGAGUUUUUGACGGCUGGCAAGAAGAAUUUUGAACUUGGAGGAUUAUUAAGUGCCGACUCCCCAUUCCAGUCAAUAGAUAGAAAGCCUUCCAGCUCCCAAGUAGGUGUUCAUCCACAGUCUAGUCAAAUUGCAAGAACUAUUCUGGAGCACAUCAAUAGAAAUUCACCCACUCCUAAAGAUAAGUCUGAAGAGUUGAAGCUAGCCAUUGGGUGGCAGAAAUCCUCGACAUCUGACAUUCCUUCACUCGGCCAGAAUGGAGAUGAUAGCAUACUUUUAGGAGGGUCCAGUUCCCGUAAAGUCAUAAACAAUGAUUUCCAGAAAAGGCCUGCUCUUGAGAAUGCUGAUAUGUGGAACUCUCUGUUUAAGGUUCCACCUUCGAAGCCUUUUGAAAAAGCCACUGAUGUUGUAAGCAAUGGUCCUGCUGGUGAUGCGAAUGCUGGAAGAUCUUUAGCCAAGAGCACAGAGGAGGCUGUUCCGCAGACUACCAUAAAUGCUCUUGGUUCAGAGGUACUAAAUCAACAGAAGAAGCCUCUCUUUCAACCUUCUGGGACUAAACGUGUUUUCCCUGCUAUAUCUGUUGACAAGCCUGAGUCAACAUGGAAGUUUUCUUCUGAUAAGAGCUCUACCUUCACAUUUCCGGUGACUACAUCUCCCUCUGUGUUUUCAGAACCACCCACGCCCUCCAUUAUGCCAACUUUCUCAGCUAGCCCUGAUGGUCAUCUGAAAGACGGAGAUACAGCUGUUCCUACAUACAGUUUUGGGUCCGAGAAGUCAGAUCGCCUUGUAUUUACAUUCCCUUCUACCAGUGAGGCCACCCAGAUUGGUAGUUCAGAUAUUAAGUUCAGCUUUGGAUCAGAUAAGCCAAGGCUGUCUUUCAAAGAUGCCAUUUGCCAUUGAUUGACAAGAUAUGACAGCAUAUUUCAUCUUUUUCUAGUAGGUGUAAUAUUUUUUGCCCAGAGUUUCAAAUAUUGUAAUUCAACUCAUGCCUGGUAACUAGUCUAGUGAAGGUGAUUUAUUUCUUCCCAGUUUUGGGUAGCCCAUAUUAUCACGUACUACAUGAUGUAAUUGAUGGACUUGUGUCGUGUCUAUACGCAAAGCUAUUAUAGUGGAAAGCACACCACUCGUUGGAUCACUUGCAUGAGUGCUAUUGUGUCGCACAGCUCAUGGCUAAGCACAUGUGGGUAUUAAAAAAACAGUUCAUUGUUG